GUCCGGAAGCGGGUGCGGGGUCCCGCGUGCCACCAUGGCCGCGGCCUUCAGCAGCGAUGGGGAGGCUGCGCUGCGGCGGGAGCUGCGCACGGCCGUGGCCGCGGCACCGCGGAGCGACCUCGACGGCUACUACGAGAUGGGCCGGGCCGCCGCCUUCGUACGGGAUGGCGGGUUCCGCAAGGUCGCCCUGCAGUUCCCUGACGAGCUCCUGGCAGACGCGGUGCAGGUGGCAGGCGGGCUGGAGGCAGCCACCGGGGCCGAGAUGUUUGUGCUGGGAGACACCACGUACGGCAGCUGCUGCGUGGAUGAAGUGGCCGCCGAGCACGUGGGUGCCGAGGCAGUGCUGCACUACGGCCCAGCCUGCCUCAGCCCCUGCAGGAAGCUCCCGGUGCUGCACAUCUUCGGGCAGCAGCCCCUGGACGUGGGGCGCUGCGCAGAGGCGUUCCGGGAGCUCUACCCCGAGCAGCAGAGCCGCGUGGUGGUGCUCAGCGAUGUGGUGUACGCCCAUGCCAUGGGUGAGCUGGAGCAGCAAUUGCGUCCCGAGUACCCCAAUAUCAUCUUCUCCAGGCUGGUGUGGGGAGACCCUCCUGGCCCCCCAGUUCCUGGCGAGGAGCAGAAGUUUGGUCGCCAGUUCCUGGUGGAAGGUGCAGGAGGGCUUCAGGACUAUGCCAUGUUCUAUGUGGGAGCUGAAGGCCUUGCCCUCACCAGCUUCAUGCUGACCUGGAACCGCUGUCCUUUCAGCUCCUUCAACCCCAGCACCGGCUGCGGCCGCCGCGAGACCCUCAACGUCAACCGGGCCCUGAUGCGGCGGCUGUACCUGGUGGAGCGUGCCCGGGAUGCCAGCGUGGUGGGCAUCCUGGUGGGCACCCUCGGCGUGGCGGGCUACCUGACCGUGCUACAGCACCUCCGGGAGCUGCUGGCCCGGGCUGGCAAGCGCAGCUACACCCUGGCUGUGGGGAAGCCCAACCCCGCCAAGCUGGCCAACUUCCCGGAGGUGGACAUCUUCGUCCUGGUGGCCUGUGCUCAGAACUCCCUCCUGGACUCCAGUGACUUCUACCGGCCUGUCGUGACCCCCUAUGAGCUGGACCUGGCCUGCAACCCAGCCCGUGAGUGGACGGGGAACUACCUCACAGACUUCCGAGACCUGCUGCCAGGUGCCUGUGCGCACGUUGAGCUCCCACCAGCUGUUCCUGCAGAGGAGGCUGUUCCCGAUGUCUCUCUGAUCUCAGGGAAGAUGCGAGCUGCCCACCUCUGCGGCCCCCCCUCCUCUCAGCUGCCCCCCAACACCGCCCUGGCCUGCAGGGACCAGACACGGGCGCUCGCAGAGAUCAGCCCCGCAGCCUCCUUCCUGGAGUCCCGCAGCUGGCGGGGCCUGGAGCAGCAGCUGGGACAGACCCCAGUCUCCAAGGCAGUGCAGGGCCGACGAGGGAUUGCCAUUGCCUAUGAGGAUGAAGGGUGUGAGCAACCCUGACUCAGCAGCACUGGCAGCCAGCCAGGAGCGGGGCUGUGUGGGGGCCCUGCCAUUGCCUCCCACUGGGUGCACUGCUGGCACCUUGCUGGGUGCAGCCUUGGUCAGUAAUACUGCAGUGGGAGAGCAGGAAUUGCAUGUGUGUUCAGGAAUGCCUGUGGCACCGUGAGGCUCAUGGCCAGGGCAGCAGCAGGGCCAGGAGAGACAGGCACUUGGCCCAGACCCAGCCUCCGAGCGCUCCUUCAUCCAGGGCGGCUUUGUCCCUACAUGGAAAGGUCACAACUUUCAAGAGCUGACAGUGCUGGCAGAGGUGACACUUGAGGCUUUUGUGGACUACUGCUGCUAACUAAAGCUGAAGAGGAUUUGUGAAUGAACUGUUUUUAGAAUAAAACAUGGGCUGAGGAGCACAGAUGUCCCAAAGUGAAAAACGUAUCAUGGUGCCCACUGGGGACCAAAGCCCUGUGUGUCAGCUAACACCAGCCGGAGGGAACAGAAAACCAGAACCAGGACCUCUACCAGUAAAAGCACAGGCUGGGCUGGAGUACUAGGGCAAGGGCAGGGGAACUCUGAGCACAAACAAGCCUCAGCUGCUCUUAUGAAUGGGAAUGGGGUGCACACAUCCUGUGCUGCAGGAAGGAUCCUGUGUUUGGCAGGGGUGGAGCCCAGCCCCUCUCAUGUGAGGCAGGGCUAUUUAUGCUCCAUGCUGGGCAAGCAGGACAGACUGUUUUUUGCCGUCCCUCCCAAAGCCAGGGAGACACUGAGGUGUCCCAGCCUUGAUUGAACCCCCUCCACUCGGUUCUUCCCCAGAGGGAAGAGGCAGGCAAAGUCUGGGCACUGCAAUAAUGACAGCCACAACAUAGAAAUAUUCUUAAUAUAAUUAGGUGCAGGGCC
This is a messenger RNA of Camarhynchus parvulus, 2359 nucleotides long. It is a transcript of the gene DPH2, whose product is annotated as diphthamide biosynthesis 2. The record is from RefSeq and is a predicted model, not a curated record. The transcript is spliced from 6 exons. Bases 35 to 1471 code for a protein of 478 amino acids. Gene Ontology annotation, biological process: protein histidyl modification to diphthamide. NCBI's taxonomy places the organism in Eukaryota, Metazoa, Chordata, Aves, Passeriformes, Thraupidae. Gene Ontology annotation, molecular function: 2-(3-amino-3-carboxypropyl)histidine synthase activity.